Plectropomus leopardus (leopard coralgrouper) is the source of this 5396-nucleotide messenger RNA. It is a transcript of the gene trim36, whose product is annotated as tripartite motif containing 36. Gene Ontology annotation, cellular component: acrosomal vesicle. Gene Ontology annotation, biological process: spindle organization; acrosome reaction. The record is from RefSeq and is a predicted model, not a curated record. NCBI's taxonomy places the organism in Eukaryota, Metazoa, Chordata, Actinopteri, Perciformes, Serranidae. Gene Ontology annotation, molecular function: zinc ion binding; ubiquitin-protein transferase activity; protein binding.
GCGUGCGUGCGCGGGCCCGCCCGCACGCUCUGCAGCAGUGAAUUGGCUGCUGAUUCACCGCAGCGCUGCCUCUCAGCGGCGUCACUCUAUUUAAAUUCACUCAGCCGUCGCUGUCGGCAUCUUCAGCUCCCGUCCGAGAAGUUUGCUUUUAGCCCGAACAAAACAAAAAAACGCCGGAUAAGGUGUUGUUUCACUCCCAGGCUUUAUAUUUUCUCCCUCAGUAUGACUGCAGAGAUGCGGCGUAGCAGCACAGUGGCGGUCCCGAUCAAGAACAUUGAGAGGGAGCUGAUCUGCCCGAUCUGUAAGGAGCUCUUCACGCAUCCGCUGAUCCUGCCCUGCCAGCACAGCGUCUGCCACAAGUGUGUCAGAGAGCUGCUGAUGCUCAACCAUGAGGACUCUUUUGACGCCGGCUCCGAGUGCUCGCUGCCGGGCAGCCCCAGGUCCAGGGUGCCCUCCCCUUCCAUGGAGAGGCUGGACAGGCUUGUGAGAUCAGGUGGGUCUCGGGGCUCCAUCUCGUCCCCGGGGUGGCGCAGAGGUUCUGUGACUCCCCGGGUCACCACCAUCCCAUGCCCAGGCUGCCAGCAUGACAUUGACCUUGGCGAGCGCGGCAUCAGCAUGCUGUUCCGCAACUUCACCCUGGAGAGCAUCGUGGAGCGCUACCGGCAGGCGGCCCGGGCAGCCAUCGCCAUCAUGUGUAACAUCUGUAAGCCUCCUCAGCAGCAGGAGGCUACAAAGAGCUGCAUGGACUGCAAGGCCAGCUACUGUAAUGAGUGCUUCAAGAUGCACCACCCCUGGGGCACGCCCAAAGCUCAGCAUGAGUAUGUUGGUCCCACCACCAAUUUUAGGCCCAAGGUGCUCAUGUGUCCAGAGCAUGAGAUGGAGAAGGUGAACAUGUACUGUGAGGUGUGCAAACGACCCGUGUGUCACCUCUGCAAACUGGGAGGAUCCCACGCCAACCACAAAGUCACCUCCAUGAGCAGUGCCUACAAGAUCCUCAAGGAGAAGCUGGCCAAGAGUAUCCAUUACCUCAUCAGCAAAGAGGACCAGGUCAGGGCUCAGAUUACUGAUCUGGAGCAGCUCAUCAAUCAGACUGAGGAAAAUGGUCAGCUGGCCGAGCGUAGAGCCAACGAGCACUUUGAGCGUCUGUUUGAGACUCUGCAGGAGAGGAAGUCGGAGAUGCUGAGGUCAAUCGAACAGUCUCGAAACAGACGUCUGGACCAACUCAAGGCUCAGGUGGAGGAGUACCAGGGCAUGCUGGAGAACAGCGGUCUUGUGGGCUACGCUCAGGAGGUGCUGAAAGAGACCGAUCAGUCCUGCUUUGUACAGACUGCAAAGCAGCUACACACCAGGAUCCAGAGGGCCACAGAGUCUCUGAGGACGUUCCACCCUGCGUCUGACCCCUGCUUUGACGAGUUUGUGUUGGACACAUCCAGAGAAGAAACUCUGCUCAAAGAGAUGUGCUUUGGUGGAGUUCCAGACCCUCCUCUGAUUGACUUGUCCAACAGCAGAGUCUAUAACGAGGCCUCAAUCUGCUGGAGACUCUCUGAUGACCAUCUACCUACAGAUCACCACAUACUUGAAUACCGCAGACUCGGAGGCCCGGGCCAGUCCCCGUCCCAGGAGGACGGUGAGGACAGUGGUGUCUGGAGGGCUACAGACCGGGUGUACGGUCCCAGCACUGUGGUGUGUGACCUGGACCCUGACAGCCUGUACUCCUUCAGGGUCCGAAGCUGCAGGAACUCCAUGUUCAGCCCCCACAGCCCUGAGGUCACCUUCCACACCCCUCCUGCACCGGCUUUUGGUUUCCUGUUUAGCGAAAAGUGUGGCUUCAGUGCAGACCGUCUCAUUCUAAAUAAGCGACGGGACACUGUGGAGAGCGUAGCAAGCAUGGCCUUCCUCCUCGCAGCAGAGCGCGUGCAGACAGGCAGCUACAUCGCACUGGACUACAUCAUUGGGGACACGGGCAUCUCUCAGGGAAGACACUAUUGGGCCUUCAAGGUGGAACCAUACUCUUACAUGGUUAAAGUUGGAGUUGCCUCUGAUUCAAAGCUGCUUGAAUGGUUUCACAGCCCGAGAGAUACCAGCAGCCCGAGAUACGACCACGACAGUGGGCAUGACAGCGGCAGUGAAGACGCAUGCUAUGAGCUUUCCCAGCCCUUCACCCUCCUCACCCUGGGCAUGGGAAAAGUCUUCAUCCCCAAGGCUGCUUCAUCCUCCUCCGUCUCUUCAGCAAACGCAUCAUCCGCUGACCCCGGCAACCGUGUGCUUCCCAUGCCUCAGCGCUUGGGUGUAUGUCUCGAUUACGACGCGUGCCGGGUGUAUUUCUACGAUGCAGACACCAUGAGGUGCCUUUAUGAGAGGCAGGUGGAUUGUUCGGGAACUAUGUAUCCAGCUUUUGGUCUCAUGGGCAGCGGUAAGGUUCAGCUGGAAGAGUUUGUCACCGCUAAGAGACUGACCUUUUGAGGGGGGAUGCGGAUGCUGUUUAAUCUGUGGCGUGUUCUGAGGAGAGCAGAUUUUAUUGACAGGGUGAUGGAGUACAAUCCAAAUAGUUUUUUUGAAGGUUGGAUGAGGCAGAUGGUCCUAAAUGUGAAAAUGGGAUCUCUCUCUGUCAGAGACUGUCCUAUUUAGAGCUGGCAUGAAUAAUGUAUGAUCCAUACACAAGAGUUUGACGCUGAGUAUAAGUGUCCACAUACAAAGGUCUUCAGAGGUUGGUAUGUGAAAGGUCUUCUCUACAUACCAAAGUAUCUGUUAAUUGUAUUUGACCUGGUUUUAAUCUCCAGCUGCAAUCAGCUGUUGUGGAAUUUUCUGCAAAGUUAGUCCGCAGCUACUUUAAAUCUUUUUAACAUGAAACGCCUUCGAGCUUACACUUACACUUCCUCUUUUGCAAGGUAUAUGUUUAUAGAUUAUUUUGUGUGUAUUGGGUGAUCUUUUUGGCUCUUUUCUGUAACUAUUUGUCCAAACGUAGCAGCAUAGGUUUAGAUGUGAUCUUGGUGGACCUGAGAGCCUUGUAGCUACUUUAAAGCUAGCGCCUUCGUGCCUUUUUUUUUUUUCUUUUUAGGAAAUGGAUCCCUUAUUGUUAGUGUCAUUGCACAAGCAUUGUGGAAAUACUUAUCAGCAUAAAUACUGUAUGUGGGUUUUUACUGUAGUUUGAUCACAGACACUGGUGUCAAAGUUAUAACGGUGAAUAUUCAUUAUUCUUACCUAUUUACUCUUAUCACUGUAAACACUACUUUUCCUCUUUGUCACCAUUUUGUUCAGCUGUUUUUGCACAAUAUGAUGAAUGAAGCCUCGCACAUGAUAAACCUAACAAUCAUCACGUUUUUAUCACUACCUAGUUAGCUUCUUCACUAUAAACGGCGUAGACAUUAUCGACACGUUCAUGUCUCAUAGUGACUCACAAAAAGCGUUCACCUUUUACACCUAAGUCCUUGAGUAGUUACUUGGAUUUUAAAGCCUCUCACUGUUUGCACAGCACUGAAUGUGACUCCAACACCAUAAAAACCAUCCGGGUACCAAAACAGCAGGUACUUGGAGUCAGUUCGACAGCUGCAAAGUCACUCAUAGCCAAAUCGUGUUGGUUCUGGUGCUGACUUAAGUGCAACACACCACUCUGUGGCCUCACAGCCUUUACACACAGUUUAAGAACAAAACGGUUAUUCAGGUUCUUACAAAAAGUGCUAUCACAAAACACACUUUGCUAUCAAAUUCACUGUUUACUUGCAGUGCAGACACAUGACGUGUAGCAUUUUAGUAUGUCACUGCCGAGUAUGGCUGUCAGACAGAUCACCUAAGUGGUUGAUUGGCUUUGAUUAAAUCAGCUCAGAUAUUCAAGUCUAAGAGAGCGCACUAGACAGACUGUUUGCCGAGCGAACACACCUGUUUUUUUGUAUUGACAUAUACUGGUUAUGUGCCUGCACAUGUUUGUACAUUCAUGUAUAUUUUGAUUUCUGGAGGGUUAGGGUAAUUGGUGUGUGUGUUUUCUCAGGUUUCUGGCCCUGAUUGGGGCCCAAAUGCUACCUACCUCUAUCCGUCAGGCCUGGAAAACCUUAACUACUGUACCUUUCCUCACAGAAACAAGUUUGGUUUGAUUUGCAGCUUUGUCCUCUACAGUGCGUUUGAUAUCCGCCUUCUUUUUAAUGUCAGAUAAUAAGCUGAUCUUUCAAACUGUUUGAUUUAACUUCCAUGUACAUAUUAAUCCAGAGUAUAUUAUUUUUAGUGAAAUAAAGUACAUCUUAACGUUUAUGUUACAAGUUGGUGUUUGCUUGUGGACUUGAAAGACGUGUAUCAAUUUUGGUGGAAAUUACUGUAAGCAGAUGUUAAACCUGUUCGGCUGCCUUUGUCAAGGGAGUGUUUUUCAAAUGGUACUAACAACCUUUUCUUCCUCCUCUUUGUGGUGUUGGUUUGAUUAGUCAGUUUAAAUGUUUUGGUUAUAUAGUGUGCAACACAUUAUGGGUUUUUUGUUUUGGGUUAAACAUUUAAAAAUUCAUGCUCUUACAUGUAGCUAAUCAGAAACAUUUUCCAGUUUAAAAAACAAAAUAUUGGAUUUCUGUGACUGUAAAUAUUUUUGUCCCACAGUUGUUGCUCUCAUUUAUUUCACUCCAAUCGUCAGAUUUCACAGUCUUGAACCCUGAUUCCUGUAUUUUAAAAUUGACUGUUUCAACAUCUUUAAAACACGUCUAUGCAUUUAAAAAAAAUUGGCAGGGUUCACAUUUUUAUUUCCAUCACAGAAUGUAUUCCUGUUUACUGCAACUGAAUGUUUAUUGGCUUUCAAUGGGUUUGUUCCACUCGGGGGUCACAGCACAGUUGUUUGUAGUUAUAGAAAUAUGACAAAAGGCUUGUCAUCUUAACAGCUCAUCUGAUUUUCAAGUUUAAAUGCUUCCUAGCCUGCUUUUCAGUAACAAAUUUAGAACCAAAUAUUUAGCAGGCUGGCUCUCAAUCUAUUUUCAAGCUAGCACUUUAAAAAUCUGUAGCAUGUCAGCAACUGUUUGGCUCUGCAGGUGUGUAUCAUAAAUGUGUGUGUGCAAUAUUAUUAAGCAGGCUGUAGAAAAUCGUUUAGACAGACGAAAGCCUAUCAAGACAAUUUGCACUGUAAUUAGUUUAUAGUUUACUUUGUGGUUUGAAAUGGGCUCAAAGUGGAGUUUAAACACUACUUGAUAUGUAAUUUUUUUUUCUCAGUAAAACUCAAAUUUUCUGAACUCUAAAUUAGCGACAGUGCAUUUGUCCUCAUGUGGUUUCUCCAGAGGAUUUGGAUGUGGUGUGUAAGUGGUGGGUUUCUGUAUGUGUAGUAUGUAAAGAUGUGGAAAUAUUGUUCUUUGCUCAGAUUCCUGGAAAUGCUACACUUUUUAAUUUGCUGUGUGGGGAUUCCAUCAAAUAAAACUAGUGUGUUUUUAAAUCUA